Xylaria bambusicola is the source of this 882-nucleotide messenger RNA. RefSeq lists its product as uncharacterized. The record is from RefSeq and is a predicted model, not a curated record. Lineage: Eukaryota; Fungi; Ascomycota; Sordariomycetes; Xylariales; Xylariaceae. The coding region runs from base 1 to 882 and encodes 293 amino acids. The transcript has 3 exons.
AUGGCUUUGAUCGAAGCUGUCGAUGAGACAGACGAUGUCGCGCUGUACUGGCAGGAGGUUGCUGUCGAUGAUUGUAUCGGGGCAGUGGUAAGAGUGAUUGGUGGCUCGUUUCCACCCGAUCUUCCGCCCUCCGGGGAAGUUCGCAAUUCGCAAACCUCGGCAACUGUUGUCCGCAAGCCAUACGGAAGAGAUCGAAGCCAGAGCUUGGAAGCCCUUAAGAUGAGGACACAGCAGAUUGAAUGGGAUGACCUAGCCGUCCCUCAAUUCGGGGUAGUAAAGGAAGCACUCAGACAGGCACACGCUCAUGUAGAAGAUGUCUGGGCCGCCAUAGCUACGGCCGCCACAGCUGGAGAUAAUCGGGCUUUCUGGCUUGAACUUGGGGCGAUAAAGCCACUUUCGACUGCGGUAGAUCUCCUGAAGCUGCUCAGGUCUACCGAGUCCAUUGCUUUUGGACCGGGUAUGAAGGAAGCGAUAGUAUCCUACGGUAUUGCCCUUACGGGUGUACAGCAUUUAACCUGGAUUCAGCGUGCGUUUUUAAAAAGAAACCGACAAGCCCUUCACAAUGAGCUGCGCCAACUGGGUCAUAAAACGUGGAAACCAAUUGAGGUAUCAGAUUGGUUAUUGUUGGAAAUAGAUAGCAACAUUAUCAUCCGAGAUAAGCAAGUCAAUGUCGCAAAGGCCAUGAUCGACUCAACCCUUGGGAACGGUGUUCUGCAACUCAAUAUGGGGAAAGGGAAGACUUCAUGUAUCAUCCCCAUGGUUGCAGCAGUUGGGCAUCACGGCACAUGGAUUGUGACUAUUGACCUUUCUAGCAGCGAUGUUCAUUGCUUAGACAGACUCGUUCACAAAUGUUCUAGUCUCGAAGGAAUAGCCCUUCGCUGA